AUGGUAAAGAAAGCUAUCGGGAAAUGGCAGAUCUAUAUUGAUUUCACAGACCUCAACCGAGCCUGCCCCAAGGACAGUUUUCCUUUGCCGAGGAUAGACCACCUUGUUGACGCCACUACAGGGUACGAAUUACUCAGCUUCAUGGAUGCCUUCUUCGGAUAUAACCAAAUAAAGAUGUACCCGGACAAUGAGGAGAAGACCUCGUUCAUCACUGAGCACGACACAUAUUGCAACCAAGUGAUGCCCUUUGGUCUCAAAAAUGUUGGGGCCACCUACCAAUGCCUUGUCAACAAGGAGUUUAAAGAUCAGAUGGGGAGGAACGUCGAAGCCUAUGUGGAUGACAUGGUAGUAAAAAUCCUGAAAGUCGAGACCCAUAUCUCGGACCUAGCCGAGACCUUUGACACCUUGUGGAGGUACAACAUGAAGCUUAACCCCAACAAGUGUGCUUUGGCGUCACAUCAGGCAAAUUUUUGGGCUUCGUCGUCACUUAGAGAGGCAUUGAGGUUAACCCCGAGAAAAUACAAGCCAUACUGA
This is a messenger RNA of Nelumbo nucifera (sacred lotus), 534 nucleotides long. The record is from RefSeq and is a predicted model, not a curated record. Lineage: Eukaryota; Viridiplantae; Streptophyta; Magnoliopsida; Proteales; Nelumbonaceae.